Messenger RNA from Capsaspora owczarzaki ATCC 30864, 1150 nucleotides. RefSeq lists its product as hypothetical. Gene Ontology annotation, cellular component: actin cytoskeleton. Gene Ontology annotation, molecular function: actin filament binding. Gene Ontology annotation, biological process: lamellipodium assembly. NCBI's taxonomy places the organism in Eukaryota, Filasterea, Ministeriida, Capsasporidae. Bases 38 to 1021 code for a protein of 327 amino acids. The record is from RefSeq and is a predicted model, not a curated record. The transcript has 3 exons.
ACACAGUCCAGUCCAUUGCAUUCACCACAGUUUUUCAAUGCCCCGUGAUUGCACCAAAUGCUCGCUACCGUGCGAGAAGGACGUGAGCUCAGUCAAUGGCAAGAUAUACCACAAUGCAUGCCUGGUCUGCUCGGUCUGCAUGGACGUCCUCGGAAGCAACAUGAUGGACCACGAGGGCCAGCUGUACUGCUUGGAUGACUACAACACACUGUUUGGCAAAAAGUGCGGGACGUGCGGCGAGUUUCUGCUCGGCGAAUUCACAUCGGUUGGCGAGACAUACUACCACUUGACAUGCAUGAAGUGCGCCGGCUGCAAGAAGCCCAUCGAGCACGGAGACAGCUUUGGCGACUGUGCCGACGGCUUUGUGUGCGACACGUGCUGCGACCGAGUUUGCCCGCAGUGCGAUCGUCCGACACACGACAACGACGCUUUUCUCUGCGAGGGCGAGGUUUCGGGCUGGUACCACAAGCACUGCUUGCGCUGUGCCAGCUGCGACAAGACCCUCACUGCCCAAUCCUACCGGCCGUACAAUGGCAACCCGUAUUGCGAAGAGCACUUUAAAUUGGUGUCCAAGACGACCGUGAAUCUCUCAAGCACUUGCGCCGCUUGCAACAAACGAAUCGACAGCUCCGGCAUCCGCGCCCUCGACAAGCAAUGGCAUGUUGCUUGCUUUGCGUGCGCAGAGUGCAAGGAGGUGAUCAACGGCGGUUUCAUUGAGCACAACGGGAAGCUGUACUGCUCGAACGACUACGAGAAGAAAUACGCACCAAAGUGCUUUGCAUGCUCGCAAGCCCUCGUUGGCAGCUUCAUGGAGGUCGAUGGGCAAAAGUUCCAUCCUAACUGCAUUGUCUGCGUCGCUUGCCAUAAGGGCUUUGGCAGUGGCCAAAACAUCCGCUUCCGCGGCAAAUCUCCCUAUCACAUGGACUGCUUGACGUGCGUGCAGUGCCGAAAGCCAUUCGCCGUUGGCGCGGCCAUGUACUCUGUCAACGGACAACUGUUGUGUGGAAACUGCUCCAACUAGGAUGUGAAUGCGUUGCGUUUAAGAUUGGGAAAAGGGAGGAGGAGGUGAAACGAUUUGCAUGUUUGUCUUGUUGUUGCUCUUUUUUGUGCGUUGUUGCUGUUGCUCUUUUUGUGCGUUGUUGCUGUUGCU